This is a messenger RNA of Aspergillus heteromorphus CBS 117.55, 1537 nucleotides long. RefSeq names its product GTP-binding protein. Bases 204 to 1334 code for a protein of 376 amino acids. The transcript has a single exon. NCBI's taxonomy places the organism in Eukaryota, Fungi, Ascomycota, Eurotiomycetes, Eurotiales, Aspergillaceae. Gene Ontology annotation, cellular component: cytoplasm. The record is from RefSeq and is a predicted model, not a curated record.
CUUCAGUGACUCCUCCAACUCAACUUCACCCACCACCCACACCCAACCCACCCCACCUUUCUAUCUUUCAUCCCUCUUCCCUCUUCCUUUUUUUUUCUUCUUCUUCAUUUAUAGACAAUAGACUUGCUUGUUACCUCACAUAGACAAAACCAAAACCGCCCUUCCCUCCCCAACCCAAACAAAAAAAAAAAAAAACAACAAAAAUGCCCCCCAUCCCGAUAACAAUCCUAACCGGCUUCCUGGGCUCCGGCAAAACGACCCUCCUCCUAAAUCUGAUCCCCCAACUACCGACUCACUACCGACUGGCGCUCCUCAAAAACGAAUUCGGCGACGUCGCCAUCGACAGCCAACUCGCGACCACGCAAUCCAUCUCGGGGGUGCGCGAGCUCCUCAACGGCUGCAUCUGCUGCAACCUGGUCGGGCAACUCAGCGACGCGCUCUUCCAACUCCGCGAUGAAGUGUGCCCCGACCGCAUCGUGAUCGAAACCUCCGGGUCCGCGUUCCCCGCCACCCUCGCGAUGGAGGUCAACCGGCUUGCGCGCGAGAAUCCGGGAAGUUUUGCGCUGGAUGGCGUGAUUAGCGUGAUUGAUGUGGAGAAUUGGGAGGGGUAUGAGGAUACGAGCUAUACGGCGAAGUUGCAGGCGAGGUAUACGGAUUUGAUCAUCUUUAAUAAGUGGGAGGGGGUGGACGAGAUGCGGUUUGAGGUUUGUUUGGAUCGGGUGGGUGAUUUGGAGGUGCAGACGCCGUGGGUGAAGAGUGUGAGGGGCAGGGUGGAGAAGGAUGUUUUGUUGGGGAUCGAUGGGGCGUUGUUCGAUAAGGAGGGGGAUGGAAAUGGUCAUGGUCAUGGUCAUGAUCAUGAUCAUGCGCAUGACCACGACCACGGGGAGCAUGGACAUCAGUCGGAGGUGGAGGUGCUUUCGGUCACCCUGAAGGCGAAGGAGGAGGGAGGGGUGGUCGAUGUGCAGGCUUUGGAGAAGUUGCUGCUUGCUGCGCCCAAGGAUGAGGUUUACCGGAUCAAGGGCAUUAUGCGGUGCUCGACCAAGUCUCCCCCUGCUGAGUCGUCGGAUGAUCUGGACGGAGAAAGAUCCGUGGAGUCGGCGGUGGAUGGUCAGUCAACGCGCCAUUAUAUUCUGAACUGGGCCUUUGGACGGUGGACGUUUACACCCUCGGAUGCUGUGGCUCAGGGCGCGGAUCCGGUGGUCCUGGCUAGAAUCACGCUCAUCUUGGCGCGGUAUGAGUCCGGAAAGUGGAAGAAGAAGUUGGAGGCCGGUGGGCUUGUCCAGGGUGGGGAAGGGAGUGAGGGUGCGGAGUUGGUGGUUGAGAGACUGGUGUAGAGGGUGGGUUCUUUUGCUUUGAGAUUCGAUGCAUUGGAGCUGGCUCUGCAUCUGACAAUACCUGCUGGAUGCUGGUUGGGUUAUACAUUGUACAUGCUUUUUUUGACGACGAUGAUGAUGAUGAUGAUGAUAGUGACGGGGAUACGAUAGAUGUCAGUAGUAACUAGACAGGCUAGUUAGAUUAGAAAUAGAUGAAAGAGAUU